Molecule: messenger RNA, 2937 nt
Organism: Caretta caretta (loggerhead turtle)
Lineage: Eukaryota; Metazoa; Chordata; Testudines; Cheloniidae
Gene: YJU2B
Product: YJU2 splicing factor homolog B
Biological process (GO): mRNA splicing, via spliceosome
Cellular component (GO): U2-type spliceosomal complex; post-mRNA release spliceosomal complex
Source: RefSeq, a predicted model, not a curated record
GAGGGGCCGAGCUAAGGCGACUGUUGAUGACAGGGAGGAAGAGGAGGAGGCAGAGGAGGAAGAGACUGUGUGUGUUCCAGGUGCUUGCUUGAAGCUAUAGACUUUUCACAAUGGGUGAAAGAAAAGGCGUGAAUAAGUAUUACCCUCCUGACUUCGAUCCAGCAAAGCAUGUCUCCCUUAAUAAAUACCGGAACAGCCACCCACUGCGAGAGAGAGCCCGCAAGCUCUCCCAGGGCAUCCUUAUCAUCAGGUUCGAGAUGCCCUAUAACAUCUGGUGCGAUGGCUGCAAAAAUCACAUUGGAAUGGGUGUCCGGUACAACGCGGAGAAGAAGAAAGUUGGGAAUUACUACACUACCCCCAUCUACAGGUUUCGGAUGAAGUGCCACCUGUGUGUCAAUUACAUCGAGAUGCAGACGGACCCGGCCAACUGUGACUACGUCAUCGUGAGCGGGGCCCAGCGCAAGGAGGAGCGCUGGGACAUGCAGGACAAUGAGCAGAUCCUGACCACAGAACACGAGGAGAAGAAGCAGCUGGAGACAGAUGCCAUGUACCGGCUAGAGCAUGGUGCCAUGGACCAGAGCAAGCUGCAGAGAGCCAUCCCCACCUUGUCCAACAUCCAGGAGGCCCAGAGCGCCUGGAAGGACGACUUCGCCAUCAACAGCAUGUUGCGCAGGAAGUUCCGGGAGGAGAAGAAGAUUCUCCAGGAGGAAGAGGAGAAGGACCUGGCUCUGCAGACCAAGGCCAACCUGAGCAUUCCCCUGGUGCAGGAGACAGAGGAAGACCGGCGCCUGGCAGCCCUGCUCAAGUACCACAGCUUGGACUCUUAUGAGGACAAACAGAAGCUGAAGCGAACAGAGAUCUCUGGCCGCUCCUGGUUCCCCCCUGCUCAGGCUGCAGGUGGCAAAGCCACCGACACGCUUAAGAAGCUGGGGCUCGCUGGGAAAGUCAUGUCCCCGAAGGCGCUCGCUGGCGGCUCACACAUCACAAUCAGCCACUUGGGCAUUGUGCGCCGCAAAUCCCGGGAGGGGCCCGAGAGCCUGUGCAGCCCAGGAGAGAGCACAGAGCACGGGGCACGAACUGGCGGGCAGAGCCGCCAUAGCGCAGCCCAUGGGACGCCCCAGCAGAGCUCCCCCGUGGCCAGCGGCGACGUCCUCCCUGCAGCGGGCACUUCCAGCACCUCCUGCUCCACCAGGCUCAGCUCCUCUCUCGUGGCAGACUAUUCAAACUCCAGCUCUGAUUCUGAAGUGGACUGACACCCCCUGCCCCCCCCACCCCGGUUAGGGCUGGAUUAGGGGGCCCGUAUUUUUUCAAUGACUCUAAGCCAUAGACCCAGCCAGAAAUCUGGCUCCUCCAAGCCACAGCAGUGAUCUGUCCUUCUCCACAGAGCUCCCAGCCAGCCAGCCCUUCAAACACCCGGAGCAGCGCUGUUGUUACCCUUCCUGAUAUAACCCUGGAAAGGCAGAGCCUGUACCCUGUGUCUAUGAGAUUCCUCCCCCCAGAAUCGCAGGCAGGCUCCUCUAGUGUGGAUUCACAUCUGCCCCUGUGAUAUUUAUACAGUGCCCCUCACCCUUGUGUCCUGCCCCUCGUCCCCUGUAUCUGAUCCAUUAUUCCACUGUACAUAGUAAAGGCAGGGCUUAUUUUAGUCUGUCCUCCAUUAAAUGCUAGCCGCAGCUGAUUAACCAUGUGGUUCGCUGGCAGCACGCACCCGGAUGGUUGUGAUGAACCUUCAAGUCUCUCCUGCUGCAUAGCAACAGGACUGGAGAUGGGCAGUUAGCAGGGACUUUGCAGGGAAGGGAAUAGCUAAAAUGGAAACCCUCGCAAGCUGCUGAUAUAUUAAACCUGCUAAAUGGAGGGCUGCCAAGGGACUUGUCUCCAGGUGACAUUUUCAAACGCAGGCGUGACCUGAGACCCUAUAUCCCAUUUUCAGAAAUGACCUAGACCCUCAGGUCUGCUUUAGGUACAGAUCGUGUGCUGGUGUAACUGUCAGCCAGGACUGCCAUUUCUCUACUGAAAUAAUUAAAACCAUAGAACUCGCCCUGUUGAUUUUCAGUGAGACUAAGACCUUGUCCAAACACACACAAAUUGUACCACUUUUAACUACACUGGGCUAGUUAAAACUGGCACACCGCUCCCUCCCCCGGGCUUGACAGUGUUGUUUCAGUAUAAAGGUACAGUGUAACUAUUCCUAUCUGGGCAGGGGAAUACACUGUAGAAGGCACCUUUUAUAUCAGCAUAACAGCGGGGGGCUGGGGGGAGAAUGUUUAUAGAAAAGUCUGUAGAAUCAUGACUGGGGUGGAGAAAGUGACUAAGGAAGUGUUAUUUACCUCCUCACACAACACAAGAACCAGGGGUCACCCAGUGACAUCAAUAGGCAACAAGUUUAAAACAAACCUAAGGUUGUACUUUUGUCACACAAUGCACAAUCAACCUGUGGAACUCCUUGCCAUGUGAUGUGUGAAGGCCAAAAGUAUAACUGGGUUAAAAAAAGAACUAGAUAAGUUCAUGGAGGAUAGGUCCCUCAGUAGCUGUUGGCCAAGAUGGGCAGGGAUGCAGCCCCAUGCUGUGGUGGUUCUGAUUGUCAGAAGCUGGGACUGGACUACAGGGGAUGGGUCGCUCAAUAACUACCCUGUUCUGUUCAUUCCAUCUGAAGCAUCUGGCCCAGCCACUGCCGGGGUAUCCUGGGCUAGAUGGACCGUUGGUCUGACCCAGUGUGGCCAUUCUUAUGUCCACUAGGUUCUAGAGUCAGCAUGGUCAGCAGACUGGGGUUGGGAAUCAGGACCCCUAGGUUCUCUCCCUCGCUCUGGGAGAAUAGUGGGGGCGGGAUCAGCACUUGGCUUCUAUCUAGGGUUGUCAGUUUGGGUUGGACGUAUUCCUGAAGGUUUCAUCAUAUGACUAAUCUUUAAUUAAAGAUUAAUUUUUAGUUCCUGGAAACUACAA